CAAACGUAGAACAGACUUCCUAGGGUAUGGACAUCAUGUACGCGAGCAGAUCGAUAGAGUCUAUGGCCACCAUGCCAAUGAUUCAGUUGCAGUGCAAAGGACCCAAUGGAUCGGGUCCUGACUGGGUGCCCUUAAAACAGGAUUGGAAAAGUAGGUGGUGCACCCUUCCUGCUUGCUAUAUUGAAGAUUUGGCGGGACGAAUAGAUGCUUUCGAAACUAGAGAAAGUGAUGUCUUUGUGGUGACAUUUAUGAAAAGCGGUACUACAUGGAUGCAAGAGUUGGCCUGGCUUUUGCUAAAUGAUUUGGAUUUUGAACGGGCUAAGAGCAGUUACCCAUUUCAUCGAAGUCCUUUUUUAGAAUACUCUGCCAUUAACCCUGUGGUCGCUAUAGAUUCUGUAGCUAUGUGCAAUCAAAUUCAGGAUAAUUCCCGUCUGAUUAAAUCCCAUUUGCCUGCCCAACUUCUUCCGAGAGAAAUCUGGAAACACGGCCGUAAGAUUAUCUAUGUGGCGCGUAACCCCAAGGAUGUUGUGGUUUCUUCAUACCACCAAAUGAAGGGCAUGCACUAUUCGGAGGGCAGCUUAGACGAUUUCGUGGAGUAUUUCAUUGCUGAUAAAAUUAUGUAUACAUCUUUUUGGGCACACGUUAUUGACUUUUAUAAAAUGCGCAAUGAGGAGAACGUUUUCUUUGUGACCUAUGAGGAUAUGUCACGAGACCUUCAAGAUGUGGUCAAGCGAUUAUCGCGCUUUUUGAAUUGCAAAGAUCUGAGCAACAGUGAAAUGGAAAAGCUCUUAAAUCACCUGAGUUUUAAAAACAUUAAAGAAAGCAAGUUUGGUAAUCCCACUGGUUUCAUAAAAACUCUUCGAAAAACUACUGACGAUUUUGAAUUUAUGCGGCGCGGAAUUGUCGGCUCGUACAAGGACGAAUUAAGUCUUGAACACAAGGAUAAGAUUGAUAAAUGGACAAUGAGUGUUCUCGAAGAGCAUGGAUUAACUGAAUCCGACAUUUUUGGGGAAUUUUAAGAAUGUA
This is a messenger RNA of Drosophila gunungcola (fruit fly), 1026 nucleotides long. Its product is annotated as sulfotransferase 1 family member D1-like. The transcript is spliced from 4 exons. The coding region runs from base 27 to 1019 and encodes 330 amino acids. Gene Ontology annotation, biological process: sulfation. Lineage: Eukaryota; Metazoa; Arthropoda; Insecta; Diptera; Drosophilidae. The record is from RefSeq and is a predicted model, not a curated record. Gene Ontology annotation, cellular component: cytoplasm. Gene Ontology annotation, molecular function: sulfotransferase activity.